Paramuricea clavata is the source of this 668-nucleotide messenger RNA. Lineage: Eukaryota; Metazoa; Cnidaria; Anthozoa; Malacalcyonacea; Plexauridae. The record is from the annotation of a GenBank genome assembly.
AUGGAUAAGACGGGUGAUGAUAGAGAACUUAGGGAUAGAUUACCUCAGAGAGUCUGGCAUGGAACUUCAUAUAAAGUUGAGGUAUGUUGAGAUAAUUGCUUGAGAUAAUGAGUUAUAUUGUUAUUCUAAUGAGUUUCACAGCCAUCUUCCCUUCGAUAGGAUAUGCUCAGACAUGAUUGCGUUUCUCAAUUCUAUUAUUUGCCAUCAAAUACUUGAGUAUUAUACAAGAUUAUUUUCUCACUCUGAUAACUGCGGGUGGACCAGCAUCUGCUUCAGUGUUUAGUAUCAUAGUAUGAAACCUUCCAGUACAUAAAUGCAUGCAGUUUACAUUUAAAAUCGUGAAAAAAUGUUCCGUUAAUAAUACUCAAUUUUUUCAAUAGGAAGUGGGAGGCAUUGAUUUUAAACCAGAGCUAUCAAGACGAGUCAGUCACGCUGGAAGUCUGGGGAGAGUUUCUCCUAACCCAAAUACCCGACUCCGCUCUAGAAAUGGCAGUAAAUCUUCCACUAGUGACGCCAUCUCAACUACUAACGUCGUGCCAAGUGAUGACGUCACAUCAACAUCUGACGUCAUCAAUAAUGAGAUCAUAUCUAAUAGUAACGUCAUUUCAGCAAACACGUCAUCUCGUCAACCACGCGAGGCAGAAGCAUCUGAAAUGGCAAUUAUGUGA